This is a messenger RNA of Closterium sp. NIES-65, 5388 nucleotides long. The record is from the annotation of a GenBank genome assembly. Lineage: Eukaryota; Viridiplantae; Streptophyta; Zygnematophyceae; Desmidiales; Closteriaceae.
AUGCAUUGGUAUCUUGCCUUUUUUGGCUUCAUUCUCGCCCUGCAUUCCCUCCCCUUCUUCCCCCUUUCCCCUGUUGCCACGUAUCCCCAGCUGCCGGUGACACGCGUGGUCUUUCCGCCCUCCCUCACGCCCAAGCAACGCGCCGCACUGCAUGGUGAGGGAUGCACGGUGAGAGAUGUUGAUGACCGCCGGGACAUGCCGGGCGGCUCGCAACGGCAGUUAGUGCUGUGGCGGGAAGGUGGAGAGUCUGAGGGGGAAGGCAGGACGCUGCAUGUAGGAGCGGAUGAUGGGUGGCAACAGGAGCAGCAGCAGCCAAUGGGAGCGCGCCAGCUGGGAGACGCUCUGAAGCAGCAUUUGGGAUGGGAUGUGCCUGCUGACGCUCUUGGGGAGGACGACAGGGGCGGAAGCGGCACUGAGGGCAAGGGGGUGGGGGGAAGAGGAGGCGGAAAAAGGGGAUCAGGAGAAGGAGGGGGAAGGGGGGGUGCAGGCAUGGGGUAUGGGGCGGCGGGGGUGGGGAGGGUGCGUGGGGGCGUGGCGGCAGACGUGAGUGACUGCAGCGACGUGUACGAGUUCGUCAAGCGGAUGCGGCCUCUGCUGGACCUCGAAAAGUUUUAUUCGGAAGAAGAGGCCGGUAUGAAGGGACGUCACUCUAAGAAUUCAUCUCGCGGAGGGGGUUCGUCUGGCCGCCCGGGUUUUUCUGCUGAGAAGCAGUAUCGCGUUGCAGGUUCUACGUUCCCUCCCUUGCCACUGGUCCGCGAUGAUCGUUUCAUUGAGAAGCAACCAGAAAUUCUUCCCGCUGCUGGCUCGUCGGGUCGUUCGUGCGCGUUCGCGACGGAAGCUACUGCUGACGUUACUCCAAUCCCUGAGCCGUUCAAGGGAUGGUCGCUGUCUGCAGUUAAGGGCUUUCGAGACGACUACAAGUCAUAUCUGAAGGCGAAGGCGAAAUUGAAAAAGAUGAAGGAGCUCAACGACAAGGGCGAGAUACUUCACAGUAUCCGCACGAAGGCGGUGGAGUUCCAGACAAAGUACGCCACCAUCAAGGAGAAAUCUGCAGAGCUCGUCGCAGCAACGCAUCUGGAGAACCAGAAACGUCUCCAGGCGGAUUUCAUUUCGUCUAAAGAAGCGGAGGUCGAGGAAAUUCUGGCAGCGAGCAACUCGCAUGUCACGGUUUUGGCAACAAAGCUCGAGGAGUACAUACUAAGCCUUUCCGCCGACCCAGAGCUGGUGGUGUCUGACGCCGCCAAGGAGCGAUUUCGUCGCUUGAAGGGACGCUGCAUCGAAAAGGUUAACUCUGAGAUUGCUGCUGCUAAGGAUGAGAUCGUCAUCCGAGAACUGGAUCGACAGCGAAAGCAGGCCGCUGAGGACUUGAAGAAAGCCGCUGCCGCGGAGGAACUGAAGGAGAUGGAUACAGAGCUGUCGAUGGAGGAGAUCCUGAAGAACCACACUAAGAAGAUGGCGGAUCAGCUUCGCAGGGAGAUCACAGCGAGUGUUGAAGCCAAGCUAUCGAAGAAGUUCAAGAAGGAGCUCUCUCUGGGUGAACAGGAACCUACGACAGCCUCCAACGCGGACUCCAAGGCUAAGAAGGAGAAGAACGAUGCGCCUUCGAAGCCGAGAAGGAAGCGCGGAGCUAAGAAGCCGAAAACGCAGAACUCCAACGGUGACGACGGGCAGCAGGGGAAAGGCGCCAACAACAACGACAAAUCCAGCGCCAAGGGUCCAAAAAACGGCGGAGGCGGCCCCGGAAAAGGGCCGCGCAACAAACCGAGGCGUGUUCGGAACAUCUCGUUCGGCGUCGCCCAGGCUCUGCGUUCCAUUGCAGCCGACCGCAGCGUGGUGAUUAAACCGGCGGAUAAGAACUUGGGGGUGACGGUGUUAGACAGGGAGCACUACGUCAGGCUGUGUCUGGAUCAUCUCGACGACCGGAGCACCUACGAACCAGUCUUCUCCAAUCCCACAGAUUCUGUCUUCCAGCAACUGCGCACACUUCAGGUGGCAUGGGGCCCUGCUCUUCCAGAUAGUCUAUGGAGCGACUUUCUGCAGAGGGAGAACUCGUGUCAGGCCUUCCCGGUCAUGGCCCUGCUGGAGUGGGUCAUGUUGAAUUCCUACGUGGAGUUCAAUGGCAACGUCUACCGCCAGAUUCAAGGGACCGCCAUGGGAACUCCCGUGGCGGUCUGCUUUGCGGUACUUUUCAUGAGCCGACUGGACGAGGUGCUGAAGCAGAGGUGGACCGGGACGCAGCCGCUUCGACACGUGAGAUACAUCGACGAUGGGUUCAUUGUCUGGCCUGGAACCAGAGAUGAGCUGGAACGGUACUUCAACACGUUCAACAGCCUCGACCCGAAUAUCAAGCUUACGUGGCAUGUCUCGGAGCAGUCAGUGGAUUUCCUCGACAUGGUCCUCUACAAGGGGGACCGGUUCGCUGCCUACGGCCUAGCGGGUAUGAUCCCCGAUGCAGAGGUGGCACUAGCAGAAGAGGUAGCAUCACUAGCGUCAGCGCAGGCCAAGGGGCGAGUGCUGUGCCACCUGCACUGCUCUCACUCCCUCCUACACCCUUCCUCCUCUCCUCCCCUUCUCCCCUCCCCCUGUGCACACCCACAGGACGCGGAAGUGGCACUAGCAGAAGAGGCAGCAUCAACCCGCUCACUGGCGUCAGCGCAGGCCAAGGGGCGAGUGCUGUGCCACCUGCACUGCUCUCACUCCCUCCUACACCCUUCCUCCUCUCCUCCCCUUCUCCCCUCCCCCUGUGCACACCCACAGGACGCGGAGGUGGCUUUAGCAGAAGAGGCAGCAUCAACCCGCUCACUAGCGUCAGCGUCUAAGGGGCGAGUGCUGUGCCACCUGCGCUGCACGGAGGCCACAUCAGGCCUCAUGGGCAAGACCCUCCUCACCCUCGUCUCCAACAAGACUGGAAAAGGUGCAAGCAAAGGCGCCACAGCAGACGCCGGACCUGCAGGUUCGGGUUCGCGAGCGUCUGGUCCGGUGCUGCCGCCGCACAAGUUCACUCCGCACGACGUGGUGGCGAUACGGGCGAACAAGGCGGAGGGCGCGCAGGCGGCGAUAGCGCAGGGGGUGGUGUACCGCGUGAGGGAGGAUGCGGUGGUGGUGGCCGUGGAUGACGUGCCCGAUGGGGACGGGCUGGACGCUCCUGUGCGGAUAGAGAAGCUGGCCAAUGAUGUCACGUACAAGCGCAUGCGCGAUACACUAGGGGCGCUGAGUCGGACGGGGGAUGUGGGUGUGAGCACGGUUGGGAGGCCCGGGGCGGCGCUUAUCCCGGUUCUCUUCGGCCAGUCAGAGCCUCGCCUCGCCAAGGCCCCGCCGCCCUUCACACCCUUCAACCGCGCUCUGGACGAGUCACAGAAGGCAGCUGUUGCUAAGAGCCUGUCUGCGCACCACGUGGCGCUCAUUCACGGGCCGCCGGGCACCGGCAAAACGACCACUGUGGUGGAGGUGGUGGUGCAGGAGGUGAAGCGGGGCAGCAAGGUGCUGGUGUGUGCGGCGUCCAACAUCGCUGUGGACAACCUUGUGGAGAGACUCGUGCCGCACAAGCAGGUGCGGGCAGUGAGAGUGGGGCAUCCCGCUCGCCUGCUGCCAUCCAUCCUCAACUCCUCCCUUGAUGCCCUGGUGCAGCAGUCGGACAACAGUGCGCUGGCCAAGGACGUGCGCAAGGAGAUGCAGCAGCUAUCAGGGAAGCUGCUAAAAACGAGGAUAAGACGGGAGAGGGGCGAGAUCCAGAGGGACCUGCGGCGGCUGGGCAAGGAGGAGAGGCAGCGGCAGCAGCGCGCAGUGGAGGACGUGCUAAAGGACUCCAACGUUGUGCUCACCACUCUCACUGGCUGUUUGUCACGGCACCUUGAGGUGAGUUGUUGUAGCAUUGGGGAAGGCAUAGAGGCAGCAGUGGCACAGGGCAUCCCUGACGUUCGACCUGGUGGUGAUAGACGAGGCGGCACAGGCCUUGGAGGAGGUGUCGGUGCUGCAACUGACACUCUGUCUCCUCCUCUCUCCUUGCCACCUCUUCCCUUCUCUCCCCUCCCGCUGCCGUUCCCCCAUUCCCUCCAGCCCCUGACAUUCGACCUGGUGGUGAUAGACGAGGCAGCACAGGCUCUGGAGGUGUCCUGCUGGGCAGCGGUGCUCAAAGCCCCACGCUGCAUCCUGUCAGGGGACCACCUGCAGCUGCCGCCCACCGUGCAGUGCGACGAGGCUCAGAAGCGCGGCCUCGGGGUCACUCUCUUCGAGCGCCUGCACCGCCUCUACGGGGACCGCAUCACAUCCAUGCUCACCGUUCAGUACCGCAUGCACAAGGACAUCAUGUGCUGGGCGUCUGACGAGCUGUACCAGUCGCUGCUGUCCGCGCAUGCCUCGGUGGCCAGCCACGGGCUUCCGGACCUGCCGGGGGUGGUUUCUGGGCCUGUCACGGAGGCUCGGCUGGUGCUUGUGGAUACGACGGGGUGUGAUGAUGUGGAGGAGCAAAGGGAGGAGGAGGGGGAGAGUUUGCGGAAUGAGGGGGAAGCGAGGGUGGUGGUGGCACAUGUGAGGCGGUUGCUGGAGGCUGGGGUGGAUGCGGGGGACAUAGGGAUUGUCACGCCGUACAGUGCACAGGUGGGCUUACUCAAGUCAUUCAGAGAGGACUCUCGGCAGCUGGCUCGCGUGGAGAUCAGCACUGUUGAUGGGUUUCAGGGGAGGGAGAAGGAGGCCAUUAUCAUCUCCAUGGUCCGCUCCAAUGACACUGGAGAGUCGGUAUUUCUUGCAUCCUAUACUCCGUGGGAUGCUGGUAAUUACAGCAUGGAAUUCCGUGUCGAUGGCUCCAAUCUGAACUACACCAAAGAUUGGAACCGUUUAGGGCAACACGUUUUUGCACAAAUACCUGUUUCGGUGCUUGAAGGAAGCCAGACACCAGAAUGGCUGGAGCAACCCCAACUCGAUGAAGUCAUUAUGGAUCUCUCAGCGGUCACGAGUCCAUGUGCACAUGGGAUUGCUGGUCGGUGGCUUGCAGACAAUGAUGGCACGAGUCAAAAUGGCUUGACCAAUCUAAACACAGCAACUGCUACCACAGAUAAGUACAGGUGGGCAUUCUUCAGCUGCGCUCGUGCUGCUCCGUUGAAUGACAUGCUUUGGUCAUUGUGGAAGGAUGGAGGAGUACGGGAGGUGAAUGUGAUUGGAGACUCGCACAUGAGAGGGUUAAUUAUGCACCUCUGGUUUAUGCACACUGGCACGAGGCAUAAUAUGACCCUGGUGAGGCAUGGUGACGUCUCUUACGCCCUCAACGUCACUGCUCCAGCAGCAGCAGGGGAACUUUCAGCUGGUGGAGAAUUGGUGAAGGAAGGCAUUAUUCGUGUAAAAUACAACUGGCUGGAUGGCAUAUAUGACAACAAUGUGGCAGGAUGCUCGUAA